Fundulus heteroclitus (mummichog) is the source of this 2260-nucleotide messenger RNA. Its product is annotated as GTPase IMAP family member 8. The record is from RefSeq and is a predicted model, not a curated record. The transcript is spliced from 5 exons. NCBI's taxonomy places the organism in Eukaryota, Metazoa, Chordata, Actinopteri, Cyprinodontiformes, Fundulidae. Bases 118 to 1458 code for a protein of 446 amino acids. Gene Ontology annotation, molecular function: GTP binding.
UAUCUUCAGUGGUUAAUGGGUGAGAGGCGGGGUCCACUCUGGACAGGUUAUCAGUCUAUCACAGGCAGUCAAAUACAUUAAAAACGGUCUGCUUCUGUGACAUAAUCCGGUGGCAUCAUGCCUAAUAGAGGUUUCCUACCUGUCAGAAGAACCAGAAGUUUUGAAUUCCUGCCACCUGAUUUGAAAAGUCCCAAAUCUGGAACAGUACUGCCUCUUUUAAACCUGGUUCUGUGUGGGAGGAGUGGAGCAGGGAAGACCUCAGCAGCCAAGGCCAUCUUGGGUCAGACUGAGCUUCAUUCAGCCUCCAAGAUAUCAGAGAGCGUUAAAAACCAGGGAGAGGUCAGCGGACGUUGGGUUUCUGUGGUGGAGCUGCCUGCCUUGUACGGACGAUCAGAGCGGGAAGUGAUGGAGGAAUCAUUCAGGUGCGUCUCCCUCUGUGAUCCUGAGGGGGUCCACGCCUUCAUGCUGGUCCUACCUGUGGGUCCCCUCACUGAUGAAGACAAGGGAGAGUUACAGACCAUCCACGACACGUUCAGCCCUCGGGUCAAAGACUUCACCAUGAUUCUGUUUACUGUGGAGUCAGAACCUACAGAUCCAGAUUUUGGUAACUUUGUAGAGAAGAACAAGGACAUCCAGGAACUCUGUCAGAGCUGUGGAGGAAGAUAUGUUGUUCUCAACAUCAAGGACAGACAGCAGAUCCCAGAGCUGUUGGAGAGGGUGGAAGUGAUAAAACACAGCUAUACAACAGUGAUGUUUGCAAAUACCCAAACAGAGAGAGUCAUUCAACUCCAGAAAGAGGUAGAAGAGUUUAAGAAGGAAAAGAUUGCUCGCGAGGAGAAAAACACUCCAGAGUGUCUCAGGAUUGUCCUGAUCGGUAAAACUGGGAGUGGGAAGAGUUCAUCUGGAAACACCAUCCUGGGAAGAAAGGCGUUCACUUUUGGAUCUAGUCAAAAAUCCGUAACUAAAUGCUGUCAAAAAGAACAGGGUAUGGUCGAUGGUCGCCCUGUUGUUGUCGUCGACACUCCUGGUUUAUUUGGCAACAGUCUUUCCCAUAAAGAGGUAAACCAAGAGCUGGUGAAAUGCAUCAGUCUUCUGGCGCCAGGUCCACACGUCUUCCUGGUGGUGAUUCCAGUUGGCAGAUUUACAGAAGAGGAGAAGGAGACAUUAAAACACAUCAAGAAAGUUUUUGGAAAAAAAUCAGAAAACUUUUCUAUCAUUCUUUUCACUAGAGGAGAUGAUCUGGAGUAUGAGGAGAAGUCCCUCCAAGAGUAUGUUGAAAAGGAUUGUGAGGAACCGUGUAAGCAGCUGAUCAGAGACUGUGGAGGGAGAUACCAUGUGUUCAAUAAUCGGGCUAAAUGGAAUCAAUUACAAGUCAGAGAGCUGAUCAGAAAGAUCAACACCAUGGUGAAGGAAAACGAAGGCAGCUUCUACACCAACGGGGAGCUACAGGAGGUAUAACAAAAAUAAAAUUAAGAGAAUCUUGAAGGAAAAGCAAGAAGAUGUGAAACACACUAAAGGAGGAGCUUGAAAGAAAACAAAGAAGAAAAAGAAACAAUGAGAAUAACAAUGAGAGUCACGCUGGAAUCAGACCUGUAACACAAGCAGGUCUGCACAUACCUACUCUUUUGUACUUUGCCCACUGCAUGUUCAAGCACUCACCCAGAUCCGUGAUUUCACUUAGUGGACAAAACUCUAUACCUAAACCACUCCUUUUCUUUUUUUUCAGUUGUUUUCAGCAAAUACAUGCUUUAAAGUUAUUUAAUGUUUAAUCAAAUAAAGCUCGGUCUGUCAGGUAUAGUCCUGUGAAUAUCAGCCCUAUUUAACUGAGAUAAUACAACAAAAAAGCGUUAUAUUUAAAGUUUUACAGCCAUGUUCUUUCUAUGCUUAUAGAAAAUACCAAAAUCCAGUUUAUUAUGAUAAAAUAGGUUAAUUACACCAAGCAGCCGUCUAGUGUGUUGAUAUAUAAUUAAACUUACCUUAAUAGUUCUGUUUGAGGUUAAAUAGAACCCAGCACAGGGCGCGAUGAGCAGAUAUAAACAGACGUAGCGCCAUCUAUUGGCAGUACCGCAGAACUAUACUAAACCCAUAUGCCGAUUAAUAUUAGAACAUCACUAAUAAAUUAAUUUUCCAUUCAUAAACUGAAACAGAGACACAGAACCAAGGUGAGAACCACUCAAACAGUUGCUCUGUUUAUAAUGUUGUUUGUAUCUAAGACUGUAGAGGCUAAGAAGCACAUUGCUAUUUCUAUUAUCACAGUAUU